UUAAAAGUAAACAUUGCUGUUGCUGAUAGGAGAGAAGAAAGAGAGAGAGAGAGAUGAGUGCAGUGCUCUUAUUAUUAGCUUCUUUGCUGUUUCAAUUGGUAGCUGCUGAAGUGGUAUCAUGUCCCGAUCAACAGUCAUACUGUAACUGCAGCUCUACUGCUAGUGUCUGUGAGUUCAUACUCAGGAUUGAGUACAGGCAUACCUUCACUAGCUAUAAGCUCUUUGGCUCCAACAAUCAGCAAUCCUUUGAUGGAGAAGGAUACUUCCUAAACAGAUCAGGCUACAUACCUACAGUUCAGCAAGAUGGCGACUGCAAUUUUGAUGAUCCUAGAACAAGACCUUUCACUGGCAGUGAUUUUACCAGGAGAGGGUGCAGUGUACCAAUGACUGUUGAUGGAGUCAAUUACAGAGCCAUAAUAGCAAUAAAUGGACAAAUCCCAGGCCCUACUCUAGUAGUAACCUCUGGACAGACUGUACACAUUCGUGUUGUUAAUAGUCUUGUUUCUCAAUCAGUCUCAAUACAUUGGCACGGUCUGUUUCAAAAGGACACUCCAUGGAUGGAUGGAGUUGGGUUUGUGUCUCAUCCUCCCAUUGACCCUGGCUCAUCUUUUGACUACAUAUUCACUGCAGGACAGUCCGGCACGUACUGGUACCACUCUCAUGUAGGGUCUGAGAGAGCUGAUGGACUUUUUGGUGGACUGGUACUACGUGAUCCAGAUACCUUCUUUGAGCAGGUCGUACGUCCACAGAUCCUACCUGAAGACAGUAGCUCAAUCCUUGUUGAUUCACCUGAGCUCCAUACCAUUACAGUCAUUGACUGGAUGAGGGAGCAUCCAAACGACAUGUUUGUAAAGAUGAACGAUUCUUUAUUCUUUUUUCCAGAUGCACCAGUCUCCACUGUACCUGAUAGAUCUAAUACUCCUCAUGAAGAGUCUGAUCUCAUUGACGGUACUGGUACUUCAGCAGUUCCUUAUUGGUCUGGACUGAUAAAUGGAAGGGGACGGUUCGAUAGCAAUACACUAGCCCCUCUCAGUGUAUUCUCAGUUGAGUCUAAUCGUUAUUAUCGUUUUCGAUUGGUUGGCUCCAAUGCCAUGCUUGCCUUUAACUUCUCUAUAGAUGGUCACACUCUUCGGGCUAUAGCCAGUGAUGGUAGUUACUACCAACCGAGAGAUGUUGAGUACAUUGUAAUUCAUUCUGGAGAGAGAUAUGACUUUAUACUGAACACCACUAACCCAAACAGAGGCCAGACUAACUUCUGGAUAAGAGCAGAGACUCUGGUAGAUACUAGUCCAAGGCAGUCAGUACUAGCUGUACUAAGUUAUACUAAUGGUAAUGAUCUUGACUGGAGGAAUGGCUACAGUAAUAUACCUGAUGCUAGGCCUACCUGCACCUCAGCCUCUCCCUGUCGUGUCUUAAACUGUCCAUUUCAACAGUAUCCUGCCGGAAGUGCCCUUACAUGUAUAUCAUUGAUGAAUCUCUCUUCUCUUUUUCCUCCUCCUACUAACAAGCUCCCAAAGUUUCCUCCUAGCAGCAGUUGUCCUGAUUGCAUUCAUUUCUUAAACUUUGGUUUUGAUGGCCCUCGUGAUGAUAGCUUCAUUAACGGCAAGAGUCUCCAGCUGCCUAAUACAGCAUAUGCUACUAACUGUGCUCAAUACACCAGCUCUAAGUCAAUCAUUAAUACAUGUGACAGGUGCACUGUUAACACCACUAGCGGCUGCAGGUGUAUUCAUGUCAUACCGAUAGCUAACGCGGCUACUUUUGACCCCAACUCUGAUGAACAUGAGUCAAUAAUAAUGAUAUUCAGCUCACUGAACAGUCCUGAUACCCACCCUAUUCACCUGCAUGGACAUAAUUUCCAGAUACUCUAUACAGGGUACGGUACUUAUGAUUCUAAUGGUAAAGUCACCUCACCCUCCACUGAUCUUGUCUGUGAUACUGUUGGUAAUAACAUUUGCGUGACACCGAGAUGGGCUAACGGUACGCCACCGGCUGGUCUAAUGGCUCGUGUGUCAAACGGUCGAGUGAUAGGAUCCGCCAUUAGUAAGGAUACUGUGAUGGUCCCUGGGUAUGGAUACGUUGUCAUUGCAUUACAGGCUGAUAACCCUGGCUACUGGUUCCUCCAUUGUCACAUUGAGUUCCAUCAAGCACUAGGCAUGGCUGCUAUUGUCCAAGAGUAUGAUCCACUCCAGCACAAGGCACCUCCUCCUAACAUUAAUAAUCACGGCAGUUUCCAGUGGUCGGUUGAAGAGUUUAAACAGUUUCAGGAUGAUGGUUCGACUUGUGCUGAUUCAAUAGCAUCAACCGGAGGUGCCCCUACAACUGGCGGUAUUAGUUUAUCACAGACUAAGUUUGGUGUGAUGAUUGGAGUGAUUGUGUUGUUGUUUAUUGUUGUUGUUGUUAUGGCUAUUGUGUCUUGUGCGUAUUUUGUGUAUAGGAGGAAAGUGACUACUAGGCACGAGAGAUUUCGUUAAUUGUUAAAUGUGUAUAGUCCUUUAUUAUGCUGAUUAUUUUAUUUUGCUAAUAAUUAUUGUUGAUUUAUUUUUUAAAUUAAAAGUUCUAAAUGGUCUGAAGCUAUA
Messenger RNA from Amphimedon queenslandica, 2576 nucleotides. Its product is annotated as laccase-like. Bases 54 to 2471 code for a protein of 805 amino acids. Gene Ontology annotation, molecular function: oxidoreductase activity; copper ion binding. The record is from RefSeq and is a predicted model, not a curated record. The transcript has a single exon. NCBI's taxonomy places the organism in Eukaryota, Metazoa, Porifera, Demospongiae, Haplosclerida, Niphatidae.